CCUCCUCCAACCCGCUUCUCCGGAGCAAUAAACCUCGGCAUUUCUUCCUGGGACACAGCUACGGCACCAACUGGGUGGAGUAUGACACCAGCGGCUGGCUGAGCUACGUCCGGCAAAAUCCCGCCUCCCAGAACAGCUUGAUCCUCCUCCAGGAAUCCCAGAAGAAGAUCAUCAGCAGCCUCUUUGCCGGCCGAGCCGGGGCCACCACGGUGCUCUCGGGCUCCAUCGCGGGGCUGGAGGGGGGCUCCCAGCUGGCCCUGCGCAGAGCCACCAGCAUGCGCAAGACCUUCACCAUGGGGGUGGCGGCGGUGAAGAAGAAAUCCGUGUGCAUCCAGAUAAAACUGCAGGUGGUGAGUCUCCGGUGGUCCUAGGCCCGGAAGAA
Pseudonaja textilis is the source of this 382-nucleotide messenger RNA. The record is from RefSeq and is a predicted model, not a curated record. Lineage: Eukaryota; Metazoa; Chordata; Lepidosauria; Squamata; Elapidae.